Molecule: messenger RNA, 978 nt
Organism: Rodentolepis nana
Lineage: Eukaryota; Metazoa; Platyhelminthes; Cestoda; Cyclophyllidea; Hymenolepididae
Source: the annotation of a GenBank genome assembly
AUGUCGCUUGAGGAGUCAACUGUUAUUCGGGUUGGUUCGAGGAAAAGUCAGCUUGCUCUUCUACAGACAGAUAUAAUCAUCAACCUUCUUCGAACUUACUAUCCAGAUUACAAAUUUGAGAUUGUAAAGAUCUCCACGACCGGUGAUAAAAUACUCGAUAAGGCUCUGUCAAAAAUUGGUGAUAAGAAUCUCUUCACCAAGGAACUUGAAGCAGCCUUAUUAAGCAAUGAAGUCGAUUUCGUUGUCCAUUCUCUCAAGGAUGUGCCAACUGUUAUGCCAGAGGGUCUCGUCAUAGGUUGUAUAAGCUCCAGAGUUUCUCCAUUUGAUGUAGUUUUAAUGAAUCCGGCGAAUCGCGGUAAAACUCUGAAGGAUCUCCCAUCGAAUUCAGUCAUUGGAACAAGUGCUCUUCGGAGAAUUGCCGUUCUCAAACGCAAAUUUCCAGAUCUCUGCUUUAAGUCUGUUCGUGGCAAUUUGAGUACACGUCUUCAGAAAUUGGACUCUUCUAUAGAGAAUGGUGCUAAUGAAAACGGUGCCACUCAGAAAUACAGUGCUCUAAUCUUGGCUGAAGCUGGUGUCGUGAGAGUCGGAUGGGAAUCUCGAAUUGAUGAGUACCUUGAUCGUGAUCGUUACGCUGUUGGGCAGGGGGCCCUUGCCUGCGAGUGUCGGUUGGGAGAUACUCGGAUACAGUCCCUUCUCUCCACAAUUCACAACGAGGCACCAGCGUUGGCUUGCAUUGCUGAACGGGCGUUUAUGUCUAGACUGGAAGGUGGCUGCAGCACUCCUAUCGCAGUGCGAACUUACCUCAAUCCUGGUGGCGUUGCUGGCAUUAAAGGCGACGACUCAGUAAAAGCUCGAACCAUAUCGCUAGAUGCGGCUGUGCUUUCGUUGGAUGGUACCAGAUGUGUUGAGGGCAAGAUGUCAACCGAUCUUCCCUUCUUCAUGCCCUGGGAUUGCCCAAAACGGGCACGAAGAGAUGAG